Lactuca saligna is the source of this 435-nucleotide messenger RNA. NCBI's taxonomy places the organism in Eukaryota, Viridiplantae, Streptophyta, Magnoliopsida, Asterales, Asteraceae. The record is from the annotation of a GenBank genome assembly.
AUGAAUCCCAUGGAUGAAGAAAAGAAUUGGCUGAAUCUUAACGUGGGCCAAAAGCUUCAAGAUUCUUGUUCAAGAUCAAAAUCAAUCUCAGUGAGGAUAUGCCAUUUCUGCAAGAGGAAGUUCUACAGCCCACAAGCACUUGGGGGUCAUCAAAAUGCUCACAAAAGGGAGAGAGAAGCAGCAAGAAGAUACCACUCACUUAACAUGGAGACUAAGUUCCCGAUUCAUCGAACACUUGGCGCGCAUUCCCACUCGCUUCCAAAUACACCAACCACAAAUGAAGGGAAAAUGACAAUGAGUGUGUCUGGAGCUACAUGGGCGAAUGAUGAAGAAGGAGUGGGUUUAAUGUGGAGUGAAAGCUUUUAUUUGGAUUCACAAAUGGUGGCUUCUCAGUCGUCGGAUCAACUCUCACUUGAUUUAACCCUCAAGUUGUGA